Verticillium alfalfae VaMs.102 is the source of this 1752-nucleotide messenger RNA. RefSeq lists its product with no specific name. Lineage: Eukaryota; Fungi; Ascomycota; Sordariomycetes; Glomerellales; Plectosphaerellaceae. The transcript has 6 exons. The record is from RefSeq and is a predicted model, not a curated record. Bases 1 to 1752 code for a protein of 583 amino acids.
AUGCAACAUCGAAUCUGCCUCGUCCUUACAGCCCUAUUUAGUGUGGCAUAUUCUCAGGAGCCCCGAAUCACAGCUGCCCCAGAGAAACUUUCCAAACGCCAGGGAAACGUGAUUGAGUUACACCAAGACUAUGCCGCCCCAAUCGGUGUGGACACAAAUUAUCUCACGGUGGAGGGCACUACCACCAAGCCCCAGCUUGCUGUAGCUACUGCCACCAAGGCUUCGGAGGGAAUCAAAGCCGGCGAUGUCACUAUUCUGCUGUCCGAGUCUGUUCAGAAUGAACUGGACGUCAUUAUCAAGGAAGCUGCUGCGUCCUGCGCUGCUCCGUCCAGGCUAGGAAAACGCGAUGGUAUGAGUUGUAUGAUCAAUGCUAUGCAAGGAGCCGCCCAGAAUGACGAAGCUCUGGGGCUCGUGAACCCUGCGGAAUGGGAAGGAUUCGUCCUGGAGCUUGCAGACAGUGCACCCGAGAUCCUCGGAGCCGCGGUCCAAGUUCUCAAGACCCAGGCCCAGAAGAACAAGUUUGCGAUCAUGGUUGCUGCUGCAGGCGCUGCUGGGGCCUGGGCGGUCAGUGAAGGUCUUGAGCCCCUUGUCGAGGUGGCUCACAAGUUCGUCUUUGGCGAUGGUCUGUUUGGUCAUGCAAAGGACGAUUCAGCCAAGGAUGGGGAUAAUGGUGAUCCCACACCUACGAAGGCGGCGACAAGUACGACUACAGGUUCCUCAUGUGGGCCUUCGGGUACAGUAAAUGAGAACUCGCCCGCCUGCGAUGACGCCGAUUGUAAGGGAAAAGACAAGGUCUGUCAGGCCGACGGUGAAAAUAAAAGAUGCCCAUGCGUUUACUGGACCAAAAGUAUGAUUGAAGGGCUGUUCGACAAAAAGUGGUCCGACGAACAACAAAAGAUCUUGAAGGAACUUGAAGCUGGGCUGCCGAAUGUGAUUCCUCCUCAGUGUUUCCGCAACACAUACGGCGACGGGUUUGAUGGAAAGCCGAGGGCAGAGCCGUCUGCGUUCUGUCACUGCUCAAGCGCUGGUGCCGAAGGGGGCAUGACCAGAGGGAGCUUUCCCACAUUGAAAGGAGAGGGCGACAUGGCCUGCACAUACUCGACGAUGCCUACGCAAACAGUCAGCAUCACCAAGAGACCAAAGCAGACGGCAGUCACAUCCUGCAGACUAGAGUCAAGUCAAAUCUCGGGACCGUAUUGCACAUGCAACGAUGACAAAAUUCACGGAGAGAUCGUAACGACGUACCUCGACAAGGAGACAACGGUCUGUCCCGAUGCAACGGCUACCAUGACUGGCAUCCAAGACGGCACACCCACAGCGGAGCCCUCUUGUUAUCCAACCCAUGGCCCCGAGCAUUCGAAUCCCGCAAUGGAUGAACUGAUCAAGAUUUGCAACGCAGACAAGUCAGAUUUUGCUGCUGUCUGUCGUACCAAUGCCAAUCGGAACAUUGAGGUUCGCUGUCACGGGCAGAGAGGCCCGUGGGAGCCCAUCAACAACAAUAAAUACUUUGCUUGGUUCAAGCCUGCAGACAAGGCUCCAGGGGACUGCAAGUAUCUUUUCGGAGACAAUGGUGCAAAGGACAAUGAUGCCGUGGGUGCUCGGGUCGAUGCCCUUUGCAUCCCAGCAUUCGAGGCUAUCAAGAAGAAGUGCUCGUGGAAUGGGGGAGAGGUCAAGAACCAGUGCGGCACCUUUGUGUAUCAAUCUUGUCCCCUGUCGAAAUGGUGUGAGCCGGGGCACCCUCAAGGCAGUUGA